CCGCCGCCAUGUUGUGGGGCGGCGAAGGAGGAGGCGGCGCGGCGCGGGCGCUCCCGGGCGGCGCAACAGAUGGCUGAAAGCUAGCAAGGCACUUUCAGGACCAUGAUGGCUCAGUUUCCCACGGCGGUGAAUGGAGGGCCAAACAUAUGGGCCAUCACCGCAGAAGAGCGGGCCAAGCACGACAAGCAGUUUGAUAGCCUUAAGCCCACGGGAGGCUACAUUACAGGUGAUCAAGCACGUACCUUUUUUUUGCAAUCAGGUCUGCCAUCUUCAGUCCUCGCUGACAUAUGGGCACUGUCAGACUUGAACAAAGAUGGAAAAAUGGAUCAACAGGAGUUCUCUAUAGCCAUGAAACUCAUCAAGCUGAAGUUACAAGGACAGCACUUGCCUAUGGUUCUCCCUCCUGUCAUGAAACAAACUCCAGUACUUUCACCUCUAAUGUCAGCUCGCUUUGGAAUGGGUAGUAUGCCAAAUUUGUCCAUGCCAACAUCCAUGUCUAUGAUCACACCGUUAGCUCCAAUGUCUCUGACCUCAAUGACAUCCGUUCCUCCUUUGGUUAUUUCUGCUCCCCUGGUGCCUUCUGUCAGUACCUCAUCACUGCCAAACGGAACAUCCAGCCUUCUGCAGCCUUUGGCCAUACCUUUCUCUUCAAUGCAGCCUCAUACCGGUUCCUUAGGUCCCAUGGCAGGAGGGUUUGGUGGAUCUAACAUGCAGAAGGCACAGUCACUAAUCGAUUUAGGAUCUAGCAGUUCAAAUUCUUCCUCUAGUGCUUCGCUAGCUGGGAAUUCACCAAAGAUUGCACCUUCAGACUGGGCAGUUCCUCAGGCUUCCAGAUUAAAAUACAGACAGAAAUUUAACAGUCUUGAUAAAAGUAUGAGUGGAUAUUUAUCAGGAUUUCAAGCAAGGAAUGCCCUUCUGCAAUCAAACCUCUCGCAGACUCAGCUGGCUACUAUUUGGUCAUUGGCUGAUAUUGAUGGAGACGGACAGCUGAAAGCAGAUGAGUUUGUGUUAGCCAUGCACCUAACUGAUAUGGCCAAAGCUGGGCAACCUCUGCCACUAACUCUGCCUCUGGAGCUGGUACCACCUUCCUUCAGGAGUGGAAAAUACUCCGAAAAUAUCAAUGGAACUCUGCCGUCUUACCAGCCUGUGCAAGAGGAGGAGCCACAGAAAAAACAGCCAGUGACGUUUGAGGACAAAAGAAAAGCAAACUAUGAGAGAGGAAACGUGGAGCUGGAAAAACGCCGUCAGGUCCUGUUGGAACAGCAGCAGAGAGAGGCAGAACGUAAGGCUCAGAAAGAAAGAGAAGAACAAGAACGAAGAGAGAGGGAACGUCAGGAGCAGGAACGGAAAAAACAGCUUGAAUUGGAAAGGCAGCUGGAGAGACAACGAGAGCUGGAAAGACAAAGGGAAGAAGAAAGGAGGAAAGAAAUAGAAAGGCGGGAGGCAGCAAAGCAAGAACUGGAGCGCCAGCGGCGUUUGGAAUGGGAGAGAAUUCGUCGCCAAGAACUUCUUAAUCAGCGUAACAGAGAACAAGAAGAAAUUAUCAAGUUGACCUCUAAGAAGAAGAGCCUUAAUCUUGAAUUAGAAGCUCUGACGGACAAACAUCAGCAAAUCUCCGGCAGAUUGCAGGAUAUUCGAAGCAAGAAGCAGAUUCGGAGGACUGAGCUGGAGGCUUUAGAUAGAAAAUGUGACCAAGGAAUUAUGGAAGUCAAGCAACUACAACAGCAACUUCAGGAGUAUCAGAAUAAGCUGACUUAUUUAGUUCCUGAAAAGCAGUUGUUAAGUGAGAGAAUGAAAAACGUUCAACUCGACAGCACUCAAAAUGCAGGAAUUGCUUCAGUGCAAAAGAAGUCUCUAGAAAAGGAAGAAUUAUGCCAAAGACUUAAGGAACAAUUAGAUGCCCUUGAGAAAGAAACUGCUGCUAAGCUUGCUGAAAUGGAUGCGUUUAACAGCCAGCUGAAGUGUGACAGUAUGGAUGAUUCUGUUCUUCAGUGCCUUUUGUCUCUGCUAAGCUGUCUCAACAACCUCUUCCUCUUACUUAAGGACCUGAGAGAAAGCUACAGCACGCAGCAAUUAGCCUUGGAGCAGCUCCAUAAGAUCAAACAGAGCAAAAUAAGAGAGGUAGAGAAAAGAAGAGCCGAACUUGCGCAGAAAAAGCGGCUGGAAGAUGAAGCUGCAAGGAAAGCAAAAAGGGAGAAGGAGAACCGAUGGCAGGAAAAUAUCCGAAGGGAAGAGGAGGAGAAGAAGAAGCGAUUAGAGGAGGAGAGAAUGCAGGAAAAGGUUCAGGAAAAGCUUCAUGAAGAGGAGGAGAAAAAUAAGCAAGCUGGGAUCUUGAGAGAAACAGAGCAACGGCAGAGACAACUGGAGGAAGAGAAAAGAAGGCAAGAACAAAUUGCAAAAGAAGCUGAGGAGAGGCGUAAGCAGAAUGAAGAAAUAAAAAAGAUAAAAGAAGCCACCACUUCUCACGAGGCAGAGAAAUGUGCUGCUAAAUUAAACAUAAGUGAGAAGUUUGGAGAUCUGUUGAAACCGACAGAGGGUAAAAGUCUUAAGCCACCCUGGACCAAUGAAGGCAACGCCAUCAGUGCUUCAGAAUCCAGGAAUUCUGUUGCCUUUGUGAAUUACAGAGCUUUGUAUCCGUUUGAGGCGAGGAAUCACGAUGAGAUGAGCUUUAAUACUGGAGAUAUAAUUCAGGUUGAUGAAAAAAAUGUUGGAGAGCCUGGCUGGCUUUAUGGGAGCUUCCAAGGACGUAUUGGUUGGUUUCCGUGCAAUUACGUGGAAAGAAUACCAGAAGGAGAAAAAGCUUUGUCUCCAAAGAAGGCCUUACUUCCUCCUACAGUAUCUUUAUCUACUACCUCAGCUACUUCAGAACCACUUUCACCAAGCAGAUCUGUAGAAGAGUCAGAUUACCAGAACGUACAUUUCUCCAGCCUGAACGUUAAUGCAGCGUGGCAACAGAAGUCAGCUUUUACCCGCACUGUGUCCCCUGGAUCUGUGUCACCCAUUCAUGGACAGGGGCAGCCCGUCGAGAACUUGAAAGCACAAGCACUUUGCUCUUGGACUGCAAAAAAAGAUAACCACUUGAACUUCUCCAAAAAUGAUAUCAUUUCUGUCCUGGAGCAGCAGGAAAACUGGUGGUUUGGAGAGGUGCAUGGAGGAAGGGGUUGGUUUCCCAAGUCUUAUGUCAAGCUCUUACCUGGAAAUGAGAAGAAAGAGGAACCAGAAGCUGUUUAUGCAGCAGUAAAGAAGAAGUCCAGUGCACAGCUCUACCCAGCGGGAGAAGAGUACGUUGCACUGUAUUCCUAUUCAAGCUCUGAGCCUGGAGACUUGACUUUCACUGAAGGUGAGGAAAUCCUGGUGACCCAGAAGGAAGGGGAAUGGUGGACAGGGAGCAUUGAUGACAGAACUGGGAUCUUCCCCUCCAAUUAUGUCAGACCAAAGGAUCAAGAAGGUUCUAGUAAUGCUGGCAAAACUGGAACAAUAAAUAAGAAACCUGAAAUUGCUCAGGUGACUACUGCUUAUGCUGCAUCAGGAAGUGAACAGCUUAGUCUUGCUCCUGGGCAGCUCAUACUUAUCCUGAAGAAAAAUGCUAGCGGAUGGUGGCAAGGAGAGCUGCAGGCAAGAGGGAAAAAGAGACAGAAAGGAUGGUUCCCUGCCAGCCAUGUGAAGUUACUGGGUCCGAGCAGUGAGCGAACCACAUCAGCUGCCCCCUCAGUGUGUCAAGUAAUAGCAAUGUAUGAUUACAUGGCAAACAAUGAAGACGAGCUCAGCUUCUCCAAAGGGCAGCUUAUUAACGUGCUGAGCAAGGAUGAUGCUGACUGGUGGCAAGGAGAACUCAAUGGUGUGACAGGUCUCUUCCCUUCCAACUACGUGAAGAUGACCACAGAUUCUGAUCCAAGUCAGCAGUGACCCAAUGUUGUCUUCCAGUGUGAAAGCACCCCAGAGACCCACUAUCCGAGUUUGACUGUAGCGUGGAGGCAGGGUGGCCAGCCCUGCUCACGUAUCUCUGAAACAAUCCUUUUGCUCCGCUUGAAUGCUAGAUCCAGUCAAGAAAUUGGGUUAUCCUGGGUUUUCUUAUCUACAGUUACCGUUGAUUUGUAAAAGAAAGGAUAGUGGGUCUUUGUGUGGCUUUCACUGCUGCUCAUUCUCGUUUCCUUCAGCAUUUUUCUUUGGCGUUGAUAAUCCUCGAUCAUUAGCAUGCAUAUCCAGUUAUCGUUUGCAUGGUGGGAUUGCAGGCACACAAAGACCCACUAUUUGCACAGUUUAUCUGCGCUGCUUUGAAUGGGGAGUUGUGUUCUUUUGAUGUUGUAAUGUACAUACUUUGCAGAAUUAAAAUGUUUGCUGAUUGCUGUUUUAAUUUACUUGAUUUAAUCUCCUACGUAUUGAGCUUUUGAAAUUGACAGCCUGUGGGGCUCACCCAGAAAACAAACCCUCCCUGUUUCAGCUGCUGGUGGUCACUGUGAUUACAAAUAUACCGCACAAUCUGAGGCUGAUGUCUGUUAGGUCUGGGGCAGUUGUGCCUCCAAAUAACCUUUUUAUCGAGGAAAAAGAUAUUAAGCAUCGAAUGGAAGAUCUGUAUUUGUCUUCUUCUUUCACAGUAGCUCUAUGGCAGGAAUUCAGGUUGUUUUGGCUCGAUGUGCCCUAUCCAUAACCAACGUCCUUGAAGUGUUUUAUUCUGACAGCUCACUUUCAGUUUUGGCCAACAGCAAAUUGUAGCGGUCAGUAAGUGCUUAAACAGCCUCUGUGCUACCAGCCCCUCCUGCCUAACGCAUAGGCAGCCCUGGCAAAGAGGUGCUGGUAGAAAACACUAAAAGACACCUGGAGCUGAAGGCAGAGAAUCUGGGUUUAAGGCAGAGGGCACAGUUACACUGCGCUACUGCUGUCAAUGUGAGGGAAGGAGCAGAAUAGAAGGCUGUAACCUUGAUGCCCCUCUGGAUGAAAGGAGUCAGCAGCAGCAGGCUGCUUGUCUGAGGACUAGUUCACACUACAUCACUAGUGUGAUCCCGUAGGAGCAGGACAGAUGUAGGUAAUUUAAUUAAUCUAUUUAAUUUAGUUGGUUUCUGAACUCGGUAACGAAACAGCAAAAAGGUCACUUAUGCAAUCAGAGAUGUUUACAAGCCACCCUGUGUUUACUACACGUCUGUGAACGUUGUGAAGGUACGAUCAGGAAAGGUUGGUCAAACUGCAGAGAUGUAACAGCCUUUCUGCAGCAUCUCUGUAGAAAGAGUGUGUAAUGCAUUCAAUAUGCUUUAUCCAAUAGUAUGGAUGUGCCCUUUAGGUCAGAGGUAUUUCUUUUGUGCAAUAUUGACCACAGCAAUGUGCCUACAGAAACCUACAAAUGGAUUUUUACUCUGGAUGUAUUUUGUCUCAACCAGUAUUUUGCUAUGGAACGAGAUCAUGUUGCUGUAGGCAGAUGACGUGCUCAGUAAUUUCUCCAGUGUUCUGCCUGACUUGAUUUCCUUUUGAAGCUACGUUUUUCAGUAUUUCUGCUAGAAGAUGCUGAGUGGUAUCAAGCAGUCCCUCCCUGUGGUCUAAAAAUCAGGUGAUCUUACAAAUUGCCCCAUGUCCACAAGGCAGUGCUCACCUGUGGGAUCGGUGCUCAGCUGACUUCCUGACGUUCAGUGAUUUCCUCAAGGGCCAAACUGCUGCUAAUUCAGGGGGUGGGGGGGAAGGAAAAUAACCUUACAUCCCAUCUGGAAUGAUGCAGGAAAAGUAGCAUUAUAGCAUUGGGCAAAAGCAGCUGGCCUUACACCCGUCCUUGGGUGGUGCAGUUGGGGUGUAUGAGGACCAUCUCACACAAACAGCCCCACGUUUGGGUGUGUAGGUGAUAAUAACCAUUGAAACAGCUGCCCCUCUGCUUAAACUGAUGAGUAUUGUGAUGAAGCACUGGGGGCUUUCACAGCUUCUCCUGAUGUUUCAGUAUUACCUGAGUACAGAUCUUCUAACUAAUAAUAUUGAUAACGGUAUGAUUUACAAUGCUGAUUGGAAAAACCUCAGCCCCUGCCCUUGUGCACAUCAGGCACAGUCACCUGAGAGCUCUCUCUGUUCUCCUGUCACGUGCUGGCACAGAAAGAGCUGUACACAUAUAUCAGGUUAUCAGUAAGAAAGGCUGUGCCAAGGGUGUAUUAAGGGGCAGAUUUUAAAACAAGGUGUAGCUGUAGAAGCUGUAUUAAUCUGGGAGAAGAACGUUGGUCUUGGAGCAGGUGAGGACAGGGUGAAAACAAGGGAUACCUGCUGAACUGCCGAUCCCCUCUCUGGCCCUGAGAGCCCAAAUGCUUCUCAGAGCAAUGAGGCAUUAACAGUUAAAUCUGAAGCCAUCCAAGAGAGCAGAAGGUGGCACUGCCUAUAGCGCAGUACUUGCUUAGUACUGUUUUCUAUGAAAAUGGGGGCUGCUGUGUAACUGGGUGUCCUACAGCCAAUAUUUCUUCCAUCCCAACGCUUUGUCAGAUUGUAUCCCUUUGUGAUGUUUCUGAGUGGGGCUCAUCACCUGUGCAUAGAUCUGCUCGUAGGAACGCUGGCAAACUGUGCCCUGCAGUGACGUUGGGAGCUGCUGUGGGGCAAUGCUGCUUCCAUGUAAUGAACCAAUAAACUGCUGCUGAACGGUGUGUGCUGCCUUAAAAUAUCUUCUGUUGUUCUCUUUGAGCUGGAGUAUUAACGUAUGAGGAUGACUGUUUGGACAUGCAAAUGCAGGCUGUGCUUAGCAUGAGGCAAUUGUUCAUCUUUGGGUUGAAACGCAGUUGUAAGAUAACUAUGCAAAUGUACUUUAUUAAAGGGACACAUAAAAGGACCCAGCGUGUCUGUUGUGGUUUUUUGUUCACCUGGGGACAUCUUUUCCAAUUUGAAUAGCUGGGUACAUGUGUUAUGCUGCCUGGGUGUGGGAUGCAGUGACUGAGUCUUGCUUUUCACCUCUUGCAAGCUGAAUCACGAAUUGCUGCUGCUGUGGUGGAAACACAAACUGCACUCAGCAUUUAGGGGAGCCUGGGCAAAAUUCUGAUGGUGUUUCCCAGAGCCUGAUGAAAACUGACCUUUUCAUGGGCUGCAGGAGGCACAGAGGCGUCUGACCCCACAGGCAUGGCAGGAGGACACUGCUGUGGUGUGCCAGCAGGGGUGGGUGCUGUUCAACACCAUCCGUCUGCGCUCAGCCUGGAAUGAAGGGACUGCUUAAUGCUGGUCCGUGGCACUUGUGACAAGGUGUGUUUUUCUGUGGUAGCCCAGGAGAAGAAGAUAAUAUAGACACACACAGAAAGGACAAACUAACCAACAGAGCACAUUACCCAGCACACCCCAAACCCAAGCAAACCUACAUCCCUAAACAGACCAAACUUCUUACAUGUGCAGUUUGUGCAUAGACCACCUCUGCCACUAGGUGGUCUUCAGUGUUGGGUUUGCUUAGAUCUGGCUUGAUCCUUUGGGGAAAGUGCUGGAGCACUCCGUGAGGCUUGAGGUGUCUUUCCAGAGUUGUCACUUUCUAAAUGGGUGUUUAUGUUGUUGGCUGUAUGGGGAAGUCCAUGGGAAUUAGGCAAAGCAUGUGGUGCCUGAGCAGAUUUCCUUCAAAAAGUGUCCUCGUUCCCCUAGAACUUAUCUCAAGUCCUAAAUAUGUCAGUAGUGCACUGCUAUGUGGUUAGGGCCCGUGACUCAAAGGUGCCAGGCUCACAGCAGCUCUGUAGAUGUCGUGCUCAGGAGGGAGCAAAGCAAACCUUGUUUCUCGGACAGCCUGGUGUUGCUUUGCUGUUGCAAGCCAGAAACCAAAGCAACAGCUCUGUGCUGCCAGGCAAGGGCUCCUGGCUGUUAAACUAGCAGGAAAGUCCCGGUUCAUUUCCUGGCAGGGUUGUGAGCUGGAGGUAAGCUGAGUGCCAGAGCUGUUGCAGGGAGAGGGGCAGCAGGAAUGUGGGAGGAGAAUGGGUGGAGAUGCAGGUUCACUAUUCUGUACCAGGGAGCCAGCAGGUUACUGUGGCUGCUGUAGAAAACACUGGCAAGUAUGUUAAGGUGAUCUGUUCUCCCUUUGCUUUUCUUCCCUUCAGAUACCAGAGCCUACGCAGGCCUUCUAAAGUCAGACAGAUGGAUUCCACACUAUGUUUUCAUGGUGGUAUCAUCAGACCCAUCCCAACUCAGAGCUUUUUGAGCAGUGAUGAUUUAAAUGUAAACUAGUACUCAUCCACUGAUCCCAAAAGCCAUGACAGUCCAAGUGCAGGGUUACUGCACAGCCAUCUGAGUCAGCUGCUGUUUUGUGUCUGGCAAUAAGCUUUAUAAAUCACACCUAUCCUUGGUGUGUAGGAAAUGCGUGUUUGCCUCCCAGAGUUUGUUUCAACUUGACAUAUAUGGAACAAGACAGACACAAAUGCAAGAGUACGUGUGUUUCUAACAGUUAUGAUGCAAGCAGACAGCGACAGGAGCUUCAGUACUUUGCUGUCCCUUGUUGGAGGGCUGCACGUUGCAAUAGAAAAAAGAAGCACUUUGUCAAAGCUGAGAUCUGAGGUCUAAGUGUGGGCAAAGUACAGUUACUGUACUUUGUACUGCACUGUACUGUCCCAGAAUCCAGUGUGUCAGGAACCAGCUGGGCUUAAAUACAGCUAUGUACAUGAAUGUCACUAGAACAGAAGCAGCACACGUUGACCAAAGUCAAUCUUGAUGGAUUAUGCAAUACAGACUUCAUAGGAAUCACACCAGGCUAAAAUUUCACUCCUUUUUUUCUUCUAAUUUUAUCCUCAUUAUAACUUUGGAAGCAACUAAGGCUCGAAGCAGCAUUCUUUGCAGCUGGAAGAGCUGCAAACCCAGAGCUCUUUGUAUGAAGCAAUAUUUAUUCUUGUUAGAAAGCUUAAAGUUCAAGAUCCUUCUGGAUGCACGCAGCAGAACUGAAAAGCCCUCAUUUUACAUCUGGCUGUUGUUUCUGGUGUGGAUUUUAUCAAAAUUGGAUGCAGCUGCAUCAAGUGAUCGAUGUAUACUCAAAUAAACUGUAAUUGUUUCUUCUUUCUUCCUUGCUCCCUUGCAGUGCUCUGCUAGCACGUGAUGGCCAACAGGUGGAUCAGAGUUGCACUUUAUGUACCCUCCUUGACCCAUCUAAACAUAUUUACUGCUUGUUUUUGCCACUUGUUGUUUGGUUACUAAACCUCAAACACCGCUGGUCAUGUUUACUAACACAGAUAAUGAGGAGAAAAAGUGUGAAACUGUAGAGUCUGCAUGUUCCCUUAGAGAACUGGAUUUGUGUCAUUGAAUGUUCUCUGUGUCCUCGUGCAUGGUUUGGAUUAUUUGUACUCAGUGCAUCAGAAUAAUUCAAUGUAUCUCUGGCUCAUUUGGUUUCUAAACUAGAAAACAACUUACUUAAAACUGUGCAUCACAACUUUGCAAAUAUAUCCUGGUGGUUUGUAUAAUAAAUUAAUAGCUGAGGCAGAUUACUUGAGAAGCUGGGUCAAGAUUAAAGGUGCCGUGCUGUAAAUCAGCACCAGACACGUUCUAGAUGACUUCGUCUCACAGCAGACAUUGUGUAAGGUAAGAGGAAAACAUGGCUUUGAAAACAGCGUUGCGGAAAAGAAGAGACAUAGGAAGUUACAGGAAGUCAGGAAUCCUUAUUCUGCAUCACAGCAUAGGAAGAAGGGAUGCUCAAAGGAGUGAAAAGGUGGCAGACUCAAAAUUGCUAUAAAGAGAGCAGGGUGCAAACCACAGUCAGUUGAAACCCAGUGCUGCUGUGGACAGGGGCUUUAAAAGAAAGUGCUCAUGUAUAGUAUGACCCUUGGAUUGGCAUAUGUUGAUGUCACUUUGUGAAUUCAUCACAUCUGAAGGCUUGAGUGGUAUCUGAA
This is a messenger RNA of Lagopus muta (rock ptarmigan), 9791 nucleotides long. RefSeq names its product intersectin 2 (gene ITSN2). Gene Ontology annotation, biological process: endosomal transport; clathrin-dependent synaptic vesicle endocytosis; positive regulation of Rho protein signal transduction. The transcript is spliced from 30 exons. The coding region runs from base 103 to 3906 and encodes 1267 amino acids. NCBI's taxonomy places the organism in Eukaryota, Metazoa, Chordata, Aves, Galliformes, Phasianidae. The record is from RefSeq and is a predicted model, not a curated record. Gene Ontology annotation, cellular component: clathrin-coated pit; presynaptic membrane; cytoplasm. Gene Ontology annotation, molecular function: protein binding; guanyl-nucleotide exchange factor activity; molecular adaptor activity.